This is a messenger RNA of Branchiostoma belcheri (Belcher's lancelet), 885 nucleotides long. RefSeq lists its product as uncharacterized. The record is from RefSeq and is a predicted model, not a curated record. Lineage: Eukaryota; Metazoa; Chordata; Leptocardii; Amphioxiformes; Branchiostomatidae. The coding region runs from base 142 to 642 and encodes 166 amino acids. The transcript has 5 exons.
UAUAUAUAUACCCGGGCGAUGUGGACCGACCAGUCCUAGACGAGCCAACCGGACCUCGCUAGAACCAACCCGCCGAAACCACAGCCAGACUUCCCCUGAAGCCGCGUGCCGUCUGCUCUAAACAAAUCUCCUACUCUCACCAUGGUUAGAGUCACCAUCGAAUCCGGAGGUGCGACUGACCCCCUACCGCCGGGCAAGUCCAACUGGAUGGGCAAGUACGAGCCGGGCGGCUGGUGCUCCAUCAAGGUCAACAACGCCGAGGAAGGGCUCAACUCCAUCGGUUUAAACAUCGUGGUUCUGAAGUACCCGGAGCAGAACCCUCCGGAGCACAGCACUUCGUUUGACCUCUGCAAAGACCCGACUGCCUGCAACGCCCUGGUGGGGUUCUUCCGAGGUCUUCAGCCGAACCGUUACAUCCUGAUGAGCGCCUGUUGCUCCAUCACGGACUGCCUGUCGCAGGAGCUGUGUGACGAGCUGGCCGCGCUGGGCUCCGGAUACUUCCGCAAACCGAUGCAAGAACUCAGCGGAGCCCACAGGAACGAGUCCUGGGUGAUGGUAUGCCAAAAGGGGGUGGGGCUGAUCAAGGAGAGCUUCCGCCCUGCUGGCUCCGGACCAACCGUGGAGAACGUCGACAUCAACUAGGCAGCCAAUCACAGGGCGAGCCGUACCUACGUCACAGAUGACGUUGGAUGCUGAUUAUACUUACCAGUAUUUUAGUACCUUCGGUGGGGAUUUAUGUCUUUUACGCUAAGUUGGGGAAUUACGUAAUGUAUUACGUAAUCGGGUGCUGAUCUGACAAAAAAAUAAUUUCUAUAUCAUUCAAACAUCUUCUUUUAUCUUGAAAAUUCAUCUCUGUUGGUAGAAGUCAUUAUGAAGCAAGUUUAA